Messenger RNA from Ustilaginoidea virens, 1119 nucleotides. RefSeq lists its product as uncharacterized. NCBI's taxonomy places the organism in Eukaryota, Fungi, Ascomycota, Sordariomycetes, Hypocreales, Clavicipitaceae. The coding region runs from base 1 to 1119 and encodes 372 amino acids. The transcript is spliced from 3 exons. The record is from RefSeq and is a predicted model, not a curated record.
AUGGCCAGCUUUGCUAGGUCGUUCAAGCCGCCAACGGCCCAGGCCUUGUUAUCGCCUCGGCGACGCCCUGGGAUGGCCGGUCGCACAUUGUCAAACUCGUCCGAACUUUCGCUGACGCCAAACUCCGUGACGGGACGCCAGAUGGACUAUUUUGACCAACCAGUCACAGUCACAUCAGCACCAAACACACCUUUGCUGUCUCCCGCCUGCGCACCUGUUCUGGAAGAUGGGGUCCCUCGACCUGUCCGAGGCAGUCCCGAAUCUGCGCCUUACUACUCGAGACCAAGCAGCAGCAACCCCAUUGCUAUUGAACUCCCCCGAGGCAGAAGAAGGCAUACUUCUAUGCUGUCCCCCACUCCUCCGGAACCAUUGUCUGCUCGCGGUGACGUGCAAGGCGCAUACUUCCCAAUGCACGAAGACCCCAAGGGAAGAAUCCAUCGGCCGCAUCCAUUCUUCCAUGAAUCAGCUCAUUCUCGACAAACCCGUGCCUCUGAAACCAUGCAAGCGGAACGCGCCAGAACGUCCCAUCCGGCCACCUCAGCCACCGUCACCACAUCAAGCACGCCAGUGUCCUCCUAUAUAGCCCCCGGGUUCCACGACGUCCCCUUGCCUAUCGGCAAGUACUACCCUUCAAACUACGAGCAACACCAUCCACCACCACCCGACGACUCGCACCACCCACGGCGGCCAGCGCCCAUGGCAGACGACUUGCCCUCGACCUCGCCAAAGCCGGACCCGCAAGCACCGCCGGCGCGGUCAGAUUCCUGCCGAGGCGACAACCCCCAAAUGCAAAUGCGUCGCAGAAUGCUGCAGUACAAGCGCGACAUGAUUGCGCAAGCAACCAUGUUCCUUGGCGCGUCCACCAAGACGACGAAACCCGGCAUGUCCCUCAGCGGCCUGCCUAUCAAGGACAUCUGGUUUCCCGCGUCAGCGUCGCAGAGGCCCCUGUCGCCCAGGCUGCAUCCCUUGGGCAGUCCCGGGCCGGUUACGCCGAUGGAGCUGGAGUCGGGUGGGAGCAGCUACCUCGACCGAGGAGUGAAGCUGCCGCCGCCCCCUGCCAAAGUCGCCCAUUCCGCAGGACACAUGCCAAGCAGCUGCCGUGAGAAUGAAACUUUAUGA